UCUGGAGGAUGAUUCAGAUGUUUGAUUAAUCAAAGUUAAUUAAUGAACUGACUCGUUCCUUCAGACAACAACUGGCUGACUGAAAGUAACAUUAGCGUUACACCAACAGCACCUGAUGAAGUUACGUUAGCUUAGCUUAUUAUAUCUGUCGUCAUGGACGCCAUCAGGACUCGUCUGACGCAGUCUUCCUCAGUAGGCGUGGCUGAAGAUGAGGUGGGAGGAGCUCCGAGGGUGGAGAUGAGGUUUGUGACGGAGGCUGAGGAGGAGGUGGAGGCGGGGCCUAGCAGUGACAUCACAGCAUUGGUGCUGCGCCAUCGCCAUGGUUACAGGAGAGCCGGCGUGUUCCUGGGUGUGUGUGGGGUCGUCAUCUUCACCACAGCGUUCCUAUUGGCCUACGCAGUGUUUGGUGGGUGCUACCACUGCUCCCAGGUGGGGGGGCAGGAGGAUGAGCAGCAAGGGGGCGGGGCUAAACCACCUGCUGAAGGAGGGGCGGGGCUUUACUUGGGAGAGCUGAGAGUGAUGAUGAGGAGGCUGCUGCAGGAUGAAGAUAUCCACAACACAGUCAGUCGGGUCAGCAGAGCGAGUCACCCUCCAGGUUCCUCAGAGGGAACCUCUCUGGCCUCAGAGAUCCUGCGUCGCCUCAGACAGCUGCAGAUGGAUCACACCUGGACCGAGUCGCUGUACGCCACGUUGCAGUUCCCAGAGAGGUCUCAGAGGAGCUCUCUGUGGCUGCUGGACUCUGCAGGAAUGGUCUCAGAACAGAUUCCCCUGAACCCGUCUGACUACUGUCCAUACAGCGCCACAGGAAGUACCACGGGGGGCGUGGUCUAUGCCAACUAUGGCCGUCCAGAGGAUUUUAAUUGGCUGAAGAGUGUGGGCGUGUCUGUGGUUGACUCCGUGGUGGUGAUGCGUGUCGGGGGUGGGGUCAGUUUUGCAGAGAAGGUCAGGUUGGCUGAAAGGAAUGGGGCGGGCGGGGCCUUGAUCUACCCCGACCCCGCCGACCUGCCGCAGGACCCCCGACGCCUUGGACUGAACACACACACUGCCGUGUCUGAACAUGUCCACCUGGGGUCAGGUGACCCCUUCACCCCCGGCUUUCCCUCCUUCAAUCACACUCAGUUCCCAGCCAUCCAGUCCUCCGGCCUGCCACUCAUCCCAGCCUUGCCAAUCAGUGCCACUGUAGCCUCCAAGCUGCUCAGCCAGCUGUCAGGUCCAUCCUGCCCUCCGUCAUGGCGGGGUCGGCUGCCGUAUGUGAGCUGCGUGGUUGGUCCAGAGUUCAGCUCUGGACGCAGAGUCAAGAUGUCGGUGCACAACGCCAUGACGCCUGUCCUGCUCAACAACAUCUUCUCCUCUCUGGAGGGCCGCGUCGAGCCAGACCAGUACAUCAUCCUGGGAGCUCAGAGGGACUCGCUGGGUCCAGGAGCCGUGAAGUCUGGUGUUGGAACAGCGAUCCUCCUGGAGCUAGCUCGAACGUUCUCUGCUAUGGUGAAGAACGGUUUCAGUCCCAGACGCAGUUUGCUGUUUGUCAGCUGGGAUGCUGGAGAUUUCGGGAACGUUGGAGCCACUGAAUGGCUCGAGGGUUACCUGUCCAUGCUCCACCUGAAAGCUGUAGCCUACUUCAGUCUGGACCAGGCUAUCAUGGGUGAUGAUGUCCUGUCGGCCUACAUCAGUCCUCUGCUGGUCGACCUGCUGGACGCUGCCAUCAGACAGGUGGAGCAUCCUAAACAUGCAGGUCAGAGCAUCUACAGCCAGGCUGAAAGAGAGGGCGGCAGCUGGAGGAUAAUGAAGCCGUUGUAUCUGAACAGCGGAGCGUACAGUUUCACAGCGUUCGCAGGAGUUCCAGCUGUGGAGCUCAGAUUCAGCGAGGAGCGAGCUUACCCGUUUGUCAACACGCCAUUGGACAGCGCCUCCCGGCUACAGGAAGUGCUGGGGGGUCGUCUGGGGAUCGCAGGGCGGAGCCUGGGGGAGCUGGUGGGGGAGAUGGUGCUGAGAUUGGCCCACGACCACAUCCUUCCGCUCCGCAUCACUUCCUACGCCCAGACAGUGCUGCAGUUCAGCGCCCAGCUCAACAAGCACUCUGCUGAGCUGCAGUCCAGAGGUUUGUCUCCUCAGUGGGUUUUCAGUGCCAGAGGAGAUUACAGCCGAGCAGCCGAGACGCUGCAGAGAGCUAUCGACUACAGCGACCUGCAUGACCCGACGACUGCUCGCUUCUACAACACUCGCAUCAUGAGGGUGGAAUACUACUUCCUGUCUCAGUACGUGUCAGUGGUGGAGACGCCGUUCCGUCACGUGAUCCACGGCCGCGGUGACCACACUCUGACAGCACUUACUGAGCACCUGGCCUUGCUGACCUCCGACCCUGAACGCUUCGACGAGAAACGCUUCAGACGGCAGCUCGCUUUCUUUACCUGGACGCUGCAGGGAGCCGCCAACGCCCUGACCGGAGAUGUGUGGAGCAUACACAACACACACACAUAUACACACUGAGACACAUGCACACUGUGACACACAUACAGGUGCAUCUCAGAAAGAAUAUUGUGAGAAAGUUCAUUUGUUCUGUAAUUUAUGUCAAAAAGUGAGACUUUCAUAUAUUCUAGAUUCAUUACACAUAAAGUGAAAUAUUUUUUACUUUUUGUUUUAAUCUUAUAUAUCUUAACCUUUCUAUAGGUUUAUGUUUACCUAGUCAUCAAAACAAAUUCCUUGUAUGUGUAAAAACAACCUUGCAAUAAAUCCGAUUCUGAUUACUCACUGAUAGAAAGGUAUCAUCUGCAUAGCAAAGAAAUUUUAUACUGUGGUUCCUA
Molecule: messenger RNA, 2801 nt
Organism: Micropterus dolomieu (smallmouth bass)
Lineage: Eukaryota; Metazoa; Chordata; Actinopteri; Centrarchiformes; Centrarchidae
Gene: tfr2
Product: transferrin receptor 2
Exons: 18
Coding region: 154-2487 (777 amino acids)
Biological process (GO): endocytic iron import into cell
Cellular component (GO): external side of plasma membrane
Source: RefSeq, a predicted model, not a curated record